Messenger RNA from Xyrauchen texanus (razorback sucker), 1494 nucleotides. It is a transcript of the gene ifi30b, whose product is annotated as IFI30 lysosomal thiol reductase b. Bases 180 to 971 code for a protein of 263 amino acids. The transcript has 7 exons. Lineage: Eukaryota; Metazoa; Chordata; Actinopteri; Cypriniformes; Catostomidae. Gene Ontology annotation, cellular component: lysosome. Gene Ontology annotation, molecular function: oxidoreductase activity, acting on a sulfur group of donors, disulfide as acceptor. The record is from RefSeq and is a predicted model, not a curated record.
AACUGCUCACUGCUGAACUGAGGUCACUGUGUGUGUGUUGUGUCUGUUUAGCUGGAGCUGCUUACAGCUGAUUGGAGCUCUGAUUAUAUUUUGAUAGGAGGAGACACACACAAGCUUGUAAACUCUACAAUUCACACUGCUGACAGGAAGCUCACAGACUCUCUAUAAACAUCCACAGCAUGAACCUUUUAAUGUGUCAUGUGUUUGCUGUCAUAUUCCUCAGUGUUUAUGAAAGCCAUUGUAAGUCUCACCCUAAACCGUCAUGUGGAUAUCCUCCUUCCCAAUGGUGCAGGUCUUUGGAGAUUGCUAUAGAAUGUGGGGUGCAGAAACAAUGUAUGGAAUUGAAUGCAACCCGGCCAGACCCAUUGGUUCCUCCCGUAGAAGUUACUCUGUACUAUGAGAGUCUGUGUCCUGGAAGCAGAGCUUUCCUGACGGAGCAACUCUUCCCAACCUGGACUUUACUGAAAGACAUAAUGAAAGUUUACCUGGUGCCCUUUGGAAAUGCUGAGGUGCUUUCUGAACAGAAUUCAUUCUCUUGUCAACAUGGAGAGCCAGAGUGCUACACUAACAUGGUGGAGGCAUGUGUUUUACAUGCAGCUGGUCAUGCUGCAUUGCCUGUCAUUUAUUGCAUGGAGUCAUCUGCAGAUGUACUAAAAUCGGCUAAGCCUUGUUUGCAGCUUGGUGCACCAUUAGUUAAAUGGGUGGCCAUAGAGACCUGUGCAAGAGGACAGCUUGGCCACAGAUUGAUGUAUGAGAAUGCAGUGAAGACACAGGCUCUCAAACCAGGACACACUCAUGUGCCCUGGGUUACGUUCAAUGGGGAAUACAAGAGUGAAUGGGAAGACAAAGCUAUGUCCACUCUCUUCAGCCUUGUAUGCAAAUUGUACAAAGGAAUAAAGCCACCAGCCUGCACUGGAGCCCUGAAAAAAUUGAACCGAAGCUUUUGCUAUAAGGAGGGAGCUACACAUUAGUUUUUGUGUUUAGUAAAAGCUAAAUGUAUAAUGCUGUAGUUUAAACAAACUUUUGUUAAAUUAAAGGUUAAGUGUGUAAUUUCUGCUCCACUAACAUCUCCAAGUGGAACUGCAAAUAUGAUGACUGUUUUCAAACAUAUUUUCCUGAACACUCCCCUGUCUUCCAUUGGUUGUUGGAACAUAAAGUACAAUCCUAAGCUCACACUUGAGCUAAAGGACUACUUGCAAAACAUAUUCUGCUUUCUACUUAGUGCAGCUCAAGCAUUUCCACUAACAAUGUUCAGUGCACGAACAUGCAGAUAUUUAUUCAUGGAAAGGAAUUUUAUUCCUACUUUUUAGAGCUGUCAGUUGAUUAAAACAACAAAUCAUGUUUUUGCCGCUAACAUGACUUGAUAACAUGAUUUAUGUCUCCCUUUUCAAAUUUACCCUCAGAUUCUGAAUAACAAAUCAAAUGUAUUAAACCUGCAGGCCUUAUCGUUAAGUCAUGUUUCAUUAAUUGAUGAUUAUUUUAAAUCUGUUGAGC